This is a messenger RNA of Darwinula stevensoni, 5353 nucleotides long. Lineage: Eukaryota; Metazoa; Arthropoda; Ostracoda; Podocopida; Darwinulidae. The record is from the annotation of a GenBank genome assembly.
AUGAAACCAGAAUUACUGGGAUACAAAGUGGAUUACCAGGUUUCCGUCUACAUUGUGGCUGUCCUGGAGUACCUUGCAGCAGAUAUCCUCAAGCUCGUGGGAAACUAUGUGAAGAUAAUUCAUAGAUCUGAGAUUUCCCCAGAGGAUAUUGAAGUAGCCAUGUAUGCCGACAAGGUCCUCAUGGACCUGUUUCAUCCUGAGGGUGGUGGUUUGACUUCCCCUUCUGGUGGACUUCCACUUCCUGAAGAGAGAGCCCUUGAGGAAGCUAAAUCUUACGAUCAAGUUGUGAAGGACCUUAUAGCCCGUGAGAAAAUGUACUUACGAGAGCUCCAUCUUGCAACUAAGGUGUUUCGAGAGCAGAUCACUUCCCUCAACCCCUUCCCUGAGUCUGUGGACAGAAUCUUCAGCAACGUGGAUGAUGUAGUUGAAGUGACACAGACCCUAUUGGCAUCAUUAGAAGAUGCAGUGGAAAUGAGUGAGGAUUCCCAUCCAUUGACCAUUGGUGCUUGCUUCGAGGAUUUGGCUGAGGCUGAGGAGUUUGAUGUGUAUGACAAGUACAUUCGAGAUAUUCUUAGCCCCAAGUGCAGAGAAGAACUGGACAAACUCCUUUCUCGGCCCGAUGUGAACACAUCACUAUUGAGUGGUGGACAUGGGUUUCGGGAAGCUGUUCGUUAUGUCCUUCCGAAACUCCUCCUUUCACCUGUAUUCCAUCUUCUGCUCUAUUUUGACUAUCUGAAAGCCUGUCUACGCUUGGCAACUGUAGAAGAUGACCGUCUGAGUCUGGAGCAAGUGAUGUGCUUACUGAAUCCACUAAAGGUGGAGGUGGAACGUGUAGCUCCUUCACUCUCAUGGUCACUAGGGGACAAAGCACUGUACAGCUAUGGCCGUACAAGCCGUCAGGAAAUUUACAAGAAAAUGGCGGAUCUUCAACGAAUGGUGGAUGGUUGGGACAACAAAGACAUUGGCCAGUGUUGCAAUGAAUUCAUUGGAGAGGGGUCACUAGGAAAGGUGGUGCCUGGGAAGCGUGCAACAGAACGCUAUGUCUUUCUCUUUGAUGGCCUUGUUGUCCUCUGCAAGAGUAAUGCCAGGAGGGGAUCUGUGUCAGUAACAGGUGGUCCAGCUCAUGAAUUGAGGAUCAAAGAGAAGUUCUUCAUCAGGAAGGUGGAAAUCCGGGAUCGUGAAGACUGUGAUGAAGUGAAGAAUGGAUUCGAGAUUGCUCCCAGAUUUCAGCCACACACCAUCCUCUUUGCCAAGAAUCCAGAUGAGAAGAAUGCCUGGAUGGCAGCCCUUGUCAUGCUCAACAUUCGAAGGUCAAAAGCUGCGGUGGUGGUGGUCGUGGUCGUGGCUGUCACCCCCACCGCGCGGGCCUACGAUGCAAAGCCAUUCUGGGUCAUAGGCCAGGCCUACAAGGCUGCGCCUUUCCAAGCCAUCAUAUUAUACUUUAAUUCGAAGAGCCCGGGAGUUGUGGUGGUUGUCACCCCAGCGCGCGAGGCCUACAACAAUACCGCUGAACAACAAGAGGGAGUGAAAUCUGAGCUUCGGAAUAAGAGAGCCGUGGAGCCUGCUGAGCAACUUGAUGCAAGGAACGCAGCACUCAGUAUGCUGGAUCGAACUCUAGACAGCCUUUUGUCUGACAUGGAAGCCCAGCAUCCAUUGCCCCUCCCUGAUCCAUCUGUUUAUCGGUUUUCUGAAGAAGAUGGCCCCCAUAAUCUCAUCCUGGAAGAAACAAGACGAAGCCCAGUUCCCCUCAUCAAGGGUGCUACGCUUAUCAAGCUGGUGGAACGGGUGACCUACCAUCUGUAUGCUGACCCAACCCUUGUGCGCACAUUCCUGACCACGUUCCGUACAUUCACGACUCCUCAGCAACUGCUGGACCUCCUAAUAGAACGUUUCCAGAUCCCUGAGCCUCGCCAGGUGACUACUCGACGAGAAAUUGCCAAGCGUUUUCGUCGCGAGUAUCUUCAGCCUGUGCAGUUCAGGGUUUUAAAUGUGAUUCGUCAGUGGGUGGAUCGCCAUUUCUAUGACUUUGAGCAGGACCCAGAGCUCUUGGCCAAGUUGCAGGGCUUCCUGUCUUCCAUUCAGGGGAAAGCCAUGCGUAAAUGGCAAGACUCCAUCUGCAAGAUCAUCUACAGGAGGCUGGAUGGCUGGGAUGAUCAACGAGAGAUCACCUUGGACAGGUCCCCACCCCCCAUCGAGUGGCAUCUAAGUGUCUAUGAAGAAGAAUACAAUCUCCUUACUCUUCAUCCUAUUGAGCUGGCAAGGCAACUAACGUUGCUGGAGUUUGAAUUGUACCGAGCUGUGAAACCCUCUGAGCUGGUGGGUCAUGUAUGGACCAAGAAGAACAAGGACCUUGCUUCCCCAAAUCUCCUUCGCAUGAUUCGCCACACUGAUAAUAUCACUCGCUGGCUGCAGAAGAGUAUUGUGGAGAUGGAAAAUCUGGAAGAGAGGGUGGCAGUAGUAACUAGAGUCUUGGAAAUCAUGAUGGUUCUCCAGGAUCUCAACAAUUUCAAUGGAGUUAUUGAAGUUAGCUCAGCCAUGGACUCAGCUGCCAUUCAUCGUUUGCAGUUUACCCGUCAGAAUGUGCCUGUGAAAUACUUAAAAGCACUGGAAGAUGCAAGAGAACUGAGUAAGGACCAUUUCAAGAAGUACCAAGACCGCCUGCGCUCCAUCAAUCCCCCUUGUGUCCCUUUCUUUGGCCUGUAUCUGACCAAUAUCGUCCACAUUGAAGAUGGGAACCCUGAUAAGCUAGCCACUCCUCAGGGUGAACCAGAACUCAUCAACUUCAACAAGAGGAGACGAGUGGCUGAGAUCACAGGAGAGAUUCAGCAGUAUCAGAAUCAGCCUUAUUGCCUAUCUCCAGAACCAAAGAUCAGGUAUUUCCUUGAAAAUUUGAGACCAUUUGAGGGAUUAGAAGACAAGGAGAUUCAAGACUACCUAUAUUCCAAGUCCUUGGAGAUUGAGCCUCGUAAUGUGGAUCGACCCCCAAGAUAUCCACGAAAAUGGCCCACACUACCACUGAAGAGCCCUGGAAUCAAGCCUCGCCAUCUCCCAGGGAAGACAGCAGCCCCAUAUCCACUAUCAUUGACCUCAAGCAUCAGUGAUCGUUUGAGCCUCUUUUCAACAACAUCCAUCUCAAGACUACAUAGCUUGGCAGGAGAUGACAGCAUCUCCUCGCAUGGCACAAUGAGUGAUAUGACUGACAUGGGAACGAUGACAACGUCACCUUCUGUGAUCACGCCCCCCACCCCCUCGACGCCUCUCACCCCUCCUCUCGACACUAGCAUCUUUGCUCCGGUGCUCAUUGGCCAUCCCGAAUUUGGUGGCCCAUCUUCGCCGGGAGGGAUGUCGACAGGAUCUUCAGUGCAGUCGCCACGCGGAGACAGAGACGAUGAUACUCCACCACCCUUGCCCCCUCGAAGGAGAGGGAAUGAAGCCCCUCCAUUGCCUCCAAGAGGUGUGAAUAGACUAACCACCCCUCCACCACUGGACACCCAUUCACAAGUUCCAUUGCCGCCAAGACGCACUUCAGCCUCAACCCCUCCUCUCUUCAAUGGAAUGUCUCCUGGCACACCCACUGGGUCAAGCACUCCACGGCAUGGCCCCUUGUCAUAUGGCCCCAUAGAUGGAGUCUCUCACUUCAUCUACCCUCCACCAGUGCCACCAAGAGGACCUGAACUCCCUCCCAAGACAGUCUAUGUUGUUGCAAGGACUGAUGCACACAGCAAGGAGAAGGUCCUGGAAGCUGAACGUGGACACAGUGGACAGUGGUCGAUGGAGAUCCUCCCUCGUUCGAGAGAGGUUGCCCAGUCAUACCUCACAUCCAUAUUCACUACCCUUGUUGCCAUUUUUUGGAGCAUUCCAUUAGUGUGGAGGCAUCGACCUGACCUGGUUCUCGUGAAUGGACCAGGGACGUGCAUCCCCAUCUGCUUUGUUGUGUGGCUUCUGCGAGUGUUGAGGAUCAAGAGGUGCAUGAUCGUCUUUGUAGAAAGUGUCUGCAGAGUUCAAACCCUCUCGCUCUCGGGAAAGAUCCUAGAAUACUUUGCCGAUGAUAUUCUCGUCCAAUGGCCAGAGCUUUUGGGUGUCUGCCCCAGAGCUAGCUUCCUUGGCAGGCUUGUAGGGCAUUGCAUUCUUUUCUCCACUGGUCACUGGAAUGAGGAAGAUGGAAAGUUCCUUGCAUCUUGGGCAUCCCAAUUCUAUUGCGUGUGGAGCAUUUUUGUCGGGAUUCUCCUGUUCGGUUUCUCAUGCGUCCAGGUGUUCCGCUUUGCGAAAUUCCUUCACUUUGGUCAAGACAGUUCAUUCCUGUCUGCAUUUCUGGACGUGGUGCUGAACGUCCUGUUGAGCGCGCUGAUGUUUUCCGUGGCCCUGACCAUCACGAUGGGGUUCCAAACGUGGUGCUCCUACAUGAUUCUCCGUUUCCAGGCUUGUCAGUACGCCACCCUAAAUCCCAUCAUCACGGAUGUCGACACUUCCGGCUUCUUCAUGCAAGUCGGCACCGCCCAGUUUGGGGCAUGGAUGGCGUGGGCCUGUUGCGUGGGGCUGUCCGUGGCAUCCAUCCUCAAGCUGUGGACGUAUCAUCAGCGGGAGAACAUGAGGCUCAGCAUGGCCAAGAGCCGACAGCGGCUCUGCAAGGCCGGACUCGAGGAUGCCGCCGACGUCGACAUCAUCCAGGCCUGAGCGUCUUCGCUUUCCCGUCGGUUUGUCUGUGAUUAUUUAUCGUUCGCAUACUUGCACAUGUAUUGGCUUUACUGUUCUCUCCGAGUAUGAAUUUCUCAUGAUCCCGUGCACUGGCUGCUGUUGUAUGUGAGAUGAGAAUACAGGGCUCCAAUGGCUGCUCCUAUCCAUCUUUGUUUCAUCCCUAUUGGUGUAAAGCCUCAUUCCACACAUUCGUGAGGAUAGGAACAGACAGGUCACAUCUACCAUAAUAGGCAUAUCUGCUGCAGUAGCUCGAGUCCCUCGUAGCUUUCUCUUUGGCUUUUCUUUUGAUCUGAUGCAUUCUUGGCUUCUCUGGCAUGUAUGACUGAAGACCUACCAUGGAGAUUGUCAGAAAGACAUUCUAGCUUUAAAAACUUCCUUUUACUUAUCGCGAAGGAAGAUUAUGAGAAAGGAUAGUUCUUUAUCAUUACGACGAGCAUUCUUCCUAUUAAGAAAAGUUUCCAUGCCUGUCACCUGGGGCAUGUUGAACCCAUUCUUCUCCACUCACCCUCUUGUUUACACUUCGACCCAUUUUUUAUUCUCUACUUAGUCCAUUGCAUUUGCUAAUAUUUGUGUUAUGUUUGGAGUCUGCCUUUUUUGUAUCUCUCACUGUUUGACCUCUUUGCUGCUCUGAUUUUCAUAACAUCUUUGUUGUACUGUC